Scophthalmus maximus (turbot) is the source of this 685-nucleotide messenger RNA. It is a transcript of the gene birc5a, whose product is annotated as baculoviral IAP repeat containing 5a. The record is from RefSeq and is a predicted model, not a curated record. The transcript is spliced from 4 exons. The coding region runs from base 116 to 544 and encodes 142 amino acids. NCBI's taxonomy places the organism in Eukaryota, Metazoa, Chordata, Actinopteri, Pleuronectiformes, Scophthalmidae.
UUGUCUGCGACCGCCAAUCAGAACGAGCCAAGCGGACGUCGGGCGAAAUUUGAACGCCGUGACUGUCGGUGGUGAAGAACGGGUCUGGACAUAUACUGUUAACUCAAAAAUCACGAUGGACGCGCUCAGCGAAGAGGACACCAAGAUGUACUUUUACGAGAACCGACUGAAAACAUUCGAGAGCUGGCCUUUCGACGAGGACUGCACGUGCACCCCGGAGAACAUGGCCAAAGCGGGCUUCAUUCACACCCCUUCAGACAACAGCCCAGACAUCGCCAUGUGUUUCUUCUGCCUCAAAGAGCUGGAGGGCUGGGAGCCGGAGGACGAUCCACUAAAGGAGCACAAAUCUCAUUCGCCAUCCUGCCACUUCAUUACGCUUAAGAAGAAAGUUGAAGAUCUGACAGUGGAGGAAUUUUUCAAACUACAGAAGGAGAGGCGCAAGUUCAUCAUCAACAAAUCCUGCAACGACAUCAUCACCAAGUUUGAAGAGGCAUCCAAACUGAGAAGAGCAGACAUCAUCAAGACUGCCAUGGGAGAAGAGUGACACCCUGGCAGCAGAUGAAUGUGUGAGAGAGAGAAUGACUGGUUCCUUUCCGUGUUUCCUUCAAACGUUUUUCGUGUGGUCUCUGUAAUAUAUCUGUCACUUUUAACGUCUGUUUUUCAUUAAACUUGUUCUUUUAAUUUA